Messenger RNA from Zygotorulaspora mrakii, 1269 nucleotides. RefSeq names its product glutamate 5-kinase (gene PRO1). The coding region runs from base 1 to 1269 and encodes 422 amino acids. Gene Ontology annotation, molecular function: glutamate 5-kinase activity; ATP binding; RNA binding. The record is from RefSeq and is a predicted model, not a curated record. Gene Ontology annotation, cellular component: cytoplasm; cytosol. Lineage: Eukaryota; Fungi; Ascomycota; Saccharomycetes; Saccharomycetales; Saccharomycetaceae. The transcript has a single exon.
AUGAUGAGUAAUUCUUAUACUAUCGUUAUCAAGCUGGGAUCUUCCUCCUUGGUGGAUGAGACAACGAAGGAACCAAAACUGUCAAUCAUGUCACUCAUAGUGGAAACGGUGGUCCGAUUGAAAAGGUUAGGGCACAGAGUUAUAAUAGUAUCCAGUGGUGGUAUUGCAGUAGGCUUGAAGAUUCUAAACCUUGAAAAGAGACCAAAGCGCCUUUCUGAAGUUCAAGCAAUCGCAGCUGUUGGCCAAGGAAGAUUAAUUGGCAGAUGGGAUCGUCUCUUUGCUGAGUUUGAUCAGAGAAUCGCUCAAAUUCUGAUUACCAGGAAUGAUAUAGCAGAUUGGUCACAGUACAAAAAUGCACAAAACACAAUUGAUGAGCUUUUAAAGAUGGGUGUGGUUCCGAUUGUGAAUGAGAACGAUACGUUAUCCGUGAGUGAAAUCAAAUUUGGUGAUAACGACACGCUAUCUGCAAUCACAGCAGCUUUAAUUGGGGCAGAUUAUCUGUUUUUGUUGACGGACGUUGACUGUUUGUAUACAGAUAACCCUAGAACGAAUCCUGAUGCUAAGAAAAUUUUGAUUGUCCCUGAGUUAGCAAGAGGCUUGCCUGGAGUGAAUACUUCAAGUGGGUCAGGAUCAGAUGUGGGAACAGGCGGUAUGCAAACAAAAAUCAUAGCAGCUGAUCUGGCUACGAAUGCAGGUGUUCAUACAAUUGUAAUGAAAAGCGAUGCGCCAGCUAACAUAUUGAAAGUUGUGAAUUAUAUUCAGAGUUUGGAUUUGGAUAAAGAAUCUCCACCAGACUAUACUGAAGAUUUGCAGGAGUUGCAGGGACAUGAACUAAAGAGACUGGAAGAGCUGAAUGUUCCUUUGCAUACCAAAUUCAUUGCUAACGAUCAUCAGAAGCAUUUGAAGAACAAAGAGUUCUGGUUGUUACAUGGUUUGGUAAGCGGCGGAGCCAUUAUUAUUGAUAAAGGUGCUUAUGCUGCUAUUACGCGUAAGAAUAAGGCGGGUCUCUUACCUGCUGGUGUAAUAGACGUUGAAGGGCACUUCCAUGAGAUGGAAUGUGUUGAUAUAAAGCUGGGAAAGAGAUCGCAGGACGGCACAUUGGAUCCAACUGUACCUUUAAAAACAGUUGGAAGAGCAAGACCUAACUAUACUAGCACAGAUUUGUCAAAAAUCAAAGGUUUCCAGAGUGAAAAGAUCGAAGACAUAUUGGGAUAUUCAGAUAGUGAAUACGUUGCGCACAGACAAAAUCUAGCCUUCCCACCUCAUUGA